ACAAGAUACAUUUGGAUUAUUAAACAAAUUGCUAAAUUCUAUUUUCCAUUUAAGUAAAAAAAACGUCACUAGGAUCCGCGGACACAGCCAGGAAUGAUUUUCUUGUUAGCUUAUGUUAUAUCAAUUCCACCAACAGACUUCCAGAAACUAGAACGAUCGACAUUUCAUUAAUCUAAUGUAUCCUUCUGAAGGUUGAACUAGUGACGGCGCUUAGCCCUUUGGACUUCUGCAUCAAACUGUUUACGGAUACUAACACACUGAGCUUAAAAAAAAACUCUAUCAGCUCUAUUAUAACAUUGCAACUGCUUUUCUGCAAUUGACAAUUUACACCAAAGAUCAGUAAGAUUAUCCGUCCACCAAGGUUUACCUUGACAACGCUUUCUCGAACGCGUACCAGGUCCUAUCUUUAUAGAUGUAUAAGGUACAUUUUCAAACAUAGCAUUUUUAAAAUGUUCACGCUAUUUACCAUAGGCUAUAUACACGUCAUUGAUUGUCAACAUUGAUUUAGACCGAAAGUAAACAUGAAUGCGAAUUUGAGCUAACACUUUGUAAUAUUAUAUAUCGACUCUCCAGUUUUUUACACGAAAGUAUUUUUUGCUCGUAGCUGGUGCUAUUUUUAGAUACCUUGAGGUUUUUAGUGUAGAAUUUUUCUAGCUCUCACUCAAUUUAAUGUAUGGCGGAAAGUGAACUUGGGAUCACUUUGUUUCCAGAAUUUUGAUUUUAAAUGCAAUCAAACAAUUCAAUUAGGAAAGAACGAUCACACUUUGCAUAUCAGAAAACAUUACUGAUUGUCCUUAUUUCUACGACUGUUGCUGAACUGAUAUCCCUGUGGUUACUUGCCGGUCACUGGCGACAAUUAAGGUCGGAUAUAAUAGCUCCAAAGGAAUCCAUCGUGUGCCUCCCGUUGCGGACACUUAUAACUGUUGAAGAUGAUAGACACCAGUGUCCAGAUGGACUUAAGGAGAAGGCCAACGAAACAAAAGAAACAAAAUUAUGUUGUGGAUCUAUGAGCAUUGUCCUCAAUAAAGUUUCCGCCAAGAUUGUUAAAGACAAGUAUAAUGACAAUGCUUUUCCCGAAUAUACAUCACUUGAUAUGACGGCAUUUAACUGUUCCGAAAAGAAGACUGUACCGCUGGAAGCAAAUCUUGUUGGGUAUUAUGGGUGA
This is a messenger RNA of Ruditapes philippinarum (Manila clam), 1165 nucleotides long. RefSeq lists its product as uncharacterized. The record is from RefSeq and is a predicted model, not a curated record. Bases 725 to 1165 code for a protein of 146 amino acids. The transcript is spliced from 4 exons. Lineage: Eukaryota; Metazoa; Mollusca; Bivalvia; Venerida; Veneridae.